Messenger RNA from Apodemus sylvaticus (European woodmouse), 303 nucleotides. RefSeq names its product 40S ribosomal protein S27-like. Gene Ontology annotation, biological process: ribosomal small subunit assembly; translation. Gene Ontology annotation, molecular function: RNA binding; structural constituent of ribosome. The annotation marks the transcript as partial. NCBI's taxonomy places the organism in Eukaryota, Metazoa, Chordata, Mammalia, Rodentia, Muridae. The record is from RefSeq and is a predicted model, not a curated record. The transcript has a single exon. Gene Ontology annotation, cellular component: cytosolic small ribosomal subunit; ribosome.
UCCUACGAGAACACGCCUCUCGCAAAGGAUCUCCUUCUUCCCUCCCCAGAAGAGAAGAGGAAACACAAGGAGAAGCGCCUGGUGCAGAGCCCUAGUUCCUACUUUGUGGAUGUGAAAUGCCCAGGCUGCUAUAAAGUCAUCACGGUCUUUAGCCAUGCACAAACAGUCAUCUUGUGUGCUGGCUGCUCCACUGUCCUGUCAGCCUACAGUGGAAAAGCAAGGCUGACAGAAGGAUGCUCCCUCAGGAGGAAGCGGCACUGCAGCCCCUGCCUGAUUCAAGAUGACUGGGAACCUUCCCAAUAA